Lycium ferocissimum is the source of this 3695-nucleotide messenger RNA. RefSeq lists its product as uncharacterized. The transcript has 17 exons. Gene Ontology annotation, biological process: DNA replication initiation; mitotic DNA replication checkpoint signaling; mitotic G2 DNA damage checkpoint signaling. Bases 218 to 3196 code for a protein of 992 amino acids. The record is from RefSeq and is a predicted model, not a curated record. NCBI's taxonomy places the organism in Eukaryota, Viridiplantae, Streptophyta, Magnoliopsida, Solanales, Solanaceae.
GUUAAGGAAAACGAACCGAAAGCCCAUUUCAUGGAGGCCCAUUUAGACCAGUCACAAUUCACAAAGACUUCCCGCUUCUUUUUCUGAAUCUACAGAAAAUUCAUUAAUUUCAGGAGAAAAGCUCAAAAGCCAAACACAGCAAAAGCACACACUCGCCGAGCUGUUUGUUUCUACACACACACCUGGACAUGUAAUUAUAGUUGCAGCAGUAGAGAAAAUGAUGACGACGAAGGUGUUCAACGGAGCAAAUGUAUUCAUGUCGCGAAAUCUGGUCCCACCUGAGCAAUUCGACGCGCUUCACGACGCGCUCAAACUCAACGGUGCUCAAGUCUUCCUCUGUUGCGACCCUUCCCGAAAUGCUCCCACUGAUUACCACCUCAUUUCUUCUCCUCAGCAUGACAAGUUUGGGGAUCUUCAAGCUAAGGGCUGUAACUUGAUAGGUCCACAAUGCGUGCUUUCCUGUGCGAAAGAACAAAGGCCACUACCCAAGCAGGGGUUUACUUGUUGCCUUGCAAUGGAUGGGGUUAAGAUCCUGGCAUCUGGUUUUGAGAUGGAUGAAAAGGUUGAAAUUGGAAAGUUGGUGAUUGCAAUGGGAGGAGUCCUGCAGACAAAAGCAUCAUUGGAUGUGAGCUUUGUUAUUGUGAAGAAUGUUUUGGCUGCAAAGUACAAGUGGGCUUUAAACGUUCUAAAGAAACCAAUUGUCACUAUUAAUUGGCUCCAUCAAUGCUGGAAAGAACACCGUCUUGUUCCUCAGGAUUCCUUCAAAGUCCUUCCUUUUUCUGGGCUGACAAUUUGUGUCACCAGAAUUCCUGGAGAUGAGCGAAAGGAGAUGGAAAAGAUUAUCUUGCAAAAUGGCGGAAAAUACUCUCCUGAGCUGACCAAAAAGUGCUCACAUUUAAUUUGUGAUACUCCAGAAGGUGACAAAUACAAGGUUGCCAAAAGAUGGGGUCUCAUACAUACUGUUACUAAGAAGUGGUUUGACCAAUCUGUUGCAAGAAGAGCAUGUCUUAAUGAGGAGUCGUAUCCUGUUCAGGCUGGUUCAAAUACUCUGAGCACCGUAAGAAUGACAAAUCAACAUAGCCUGGAAAAGGGCAUGAGAAACCUACAAGGGUUGUCCUCCUUGGCUACGGCAUCAAAUGCAGAACCCGUUUUGUGCAGUCGAGUGGCUGAUUCAGAUCUGCAAGCUACUCUCUCGCAAAAUAUGUCUGCUACAUCUUCAUAUGCUCCAGUGUUUACAAAGGAGGAGAAUUCACCUGCUGAGAACCCGAAGAGUGAUUACAGUGCUCCUGUCUCUACAAAGGACGAGGACAGUGGAGCACCUACAGAGCAGGAAAUGAAUGGUUGUGAUGGUGGUGUUGCUGAUGACUCUCAGACAGAUGACAAUGAUCUUUAUCUUGCAGAUUGCAGGAUCCUAAUUGUUGGUUUUAAUGCAUCUGAAAUGCGAAAACUUGUCAACCUAGUCCGAAAAGGUGGUGGUUCUCGUUACAUGUCUUUCGGUGAAAAGUUGACACACAUAAUAGCUGGAAAUCCAUCAGAGAAUGAAAUCAAAGAAUUAAGAAACCUUGCGGCUUUGGGUGUCAUUCAUGUGGUAAAGUCAGGAUGGCUGGAGGACUGUGAUCGCGAGAAUAAAGAAGUUCCUGUUCUAAGGAAGCAUAUUGCUUAUGAUUUACUUCUUCCGAAAGAUCCUAUUCACUCUAGUACCAGAGCUGCAAUCAGCACGAGUAUGAAGAGACAAGAAAAAUCCUAUGUGCAUACUAUGUCUUCGGAUGAACAUGCAUGGAGAAGCACGGAUUCUGGAUGUGCGAUGCCAUCAAACAAAAGCAAAGAACUAGAAAAUAUGAAUGAUUUUAGAACUUCUUUGGGAGAGAACAGGGUUCAACAUCAGCCCUAUGCUUCUAAUGGCAAAGAUGAGUUCAAGAUACUGAAUGAAUCCAGUUGUGCUGUUAAUGGUAGAAGGUCAUCUAGUGUGUUCGAGGGAAGGCGAUUUUGCUUUUCAGCUUCAUUUCCUGCUGAUCGGAGAGCUGAAAUUGUUGAGUGGGUUAAUCAAGGGGGAGGAGUGGUGGUGGAAGAUCCGAAUGAAACAAGUGUGCAUUUCACUGUCGAGUGUCAUGGUAUGUUUUGCUCCAAGAAUGAUGGUGUUGCAGCUACUUUUGUAUCAAGUCACUGGAUUAAGUCUUGUCUAGAGGACGGGUGCUUGCUGGAUGUCGGUAGUCACAUCCUCUAUUCUCCACUUCCAUGCCGAGUUCCUUUCCCUGCAUUUCAGAGUUUUCGUUUAUGUGUUUCACAGUAUGAUGAGAAAGAAAGACAGUUGCUGAGAAAUUUGUGUUUUACAAUUGGAGCCAAAUUUGUUGAGAAAUUGACUAAAAGGGUCACACAUUUGUUGUGUAAAUUUAUCAGUGGCCCGAAAUAUGAGGCUGCAUGUAAGUGGGGAAUACAACCAGUCACUUGUGAGUGGAUUUAUGAGUGUAUCAAGCAGAACAAAGUUGUUUCUGCAGAUCCAUUUUAUCCUAAAGAAGUCACUUCUGAAGACCGAGAAGCUGGGGCGUGCACAAUGAGCCAGUUCCCCACACAAGCUUUUAGGACGAUAUCUGGUGAUACAGCUUCCCAGCCUCAAACCCAGCCCCAAGAACUCAUAAAUGUGAGAACUGAAGCUUUUGCUGGUAGUAGUACUGCAAAGGAAGAUAUGAAGUAUUCAAAUAGAUGGAAUAAGAAGGCAAGGCUCUUUGUGGUUGAAGAACCCAAUUGUUCAUAUUCCUGCUUAUCAAGUGAAAAUAAUGCAUUCUGCGGGGCAGAUCCCCCAGAAAAGAACCUGAUAGGAGGUAUUAAAGAAGGUUCUUCCGCAGUUCCUGAUGUUGCUGCUGCUAUAGAGGAUUUAUUGGAGCAAACAAGCAAGAUCCAUGAUCAAAAGUCUCCAUCGAGAAGCGAGUGUGAUAAAGAACUUUUUACAUCUGGUUCCACCGCUCUUGCUCAAGGUGAUGGAGAUCAUCCUGCUACGCUUGGAUUGUCUAACCACUGGACGAACAGGUUUGAGAAAAAGGACGAAAGCCACAGUAAUUCAGGAGAUGCAAAUGCAAAUGUGUACGAUCACUUUAGUGAAACACAAACAGACUCUCAGGUUGUUGGAUAUGCAGAAGAUUUGUCUGGAAGACAAAUGAUUAUUGAUAGAGUACGAACAAGGAGUUCUGGCAUGACUUGACCUGGGAUUUUAGCGUCUUUGGCAGGGUAGAUCACUUUCAAAUCUUGGUUAUUAGUUGAUGGUGUUUCUGAGCUCUGCUUGCCAUAGAAAUACAAUAGAAUCCAACUCAGAAAUGGGUGACUAGUCACUCAAAGCCGAAGCAUUGGUUGUCAAUCUUCUCUAAGCCAAGUUCAAUCACAAAAUAAAAUUAUAAUAGUAAUCAUAAUCUCCACUUAGCCACACCAUGAUGGUUCUCGGCAUCUCCAGCUUAGAAUUCUGCUUCACGAGUGCAUUAAGUGAAACAUUAUUUUCUAAAUGUAUGGGAUUAACGUGCGUGUAUGUACAAAAGCUGCAAUAUGGAAAUGUAAUUAGGCCAAGUAAUGGUUUAAAACUUUUCCUUUUUAAAAUAGUGCUGUCUAUUGGUACUCAUUGUAAUUUGUAAACAACCGUUCACAUGAAAAGCAAGUCAUACCACUCCAUGAACUUGCAAUGACUUUUCUUCUUCAAUAGUUUGUUAAUA